Molecule: messenger RNA, 1581 nt
Organism: Serendipita indica DSM 11827
Lineage: Eukaryota; Fungi; Basidiomycota; Agaricomycetes; Sebacinales; Serendipitaceae
Source: the annotation of a GenBank genome assembly
AUGCGUGGAUGGUACUUUCUCGCAAAUUCUAUCGGUUUACUUCUCCUUUGGGCAACUUCUGUUGUCGGAGAUGAAGAUGUCCGUAUUCCGGCGAAUAGUGACAUGAUAUUAUACGACCCAGGGUGGUCGAACAUGACCGGAAACCCUGGAUAUCAGGUAGCAGUGAACGGCAGUCUCUACUUCAUGUACUAUGGUUCCAACUUUUCGAUUCAUUAUUCGCCGCCAACAUCUGCUGCUCAAAGGUCUCUUUUCAUGUGGAUUGAUGGGAAAAUUCCGAUAGACUUGAUAUCAUCGGCUGAUAUUGCCGGUGUGUCGUCUUGGAAUUCUUCGCUCAAAGAGUAUCCUGUCACGUUGACCACUGCCAAUCAUCAAAUCUACCUGACGACGUCGAAUAGCGACGUUAUUGACCCUUGUAUCCUUGCUGGGUUCGAAGUCCACAGCAGUGACGGCCAUAUAACCCCCAGCGCGUUCGGUAUGGCGUCCACGCUAUAUCCUGACGUGAACAUUGUAGACUCUUCUUCCUUGAGCUACAAUGGCGAUUGGAUGACUGACGACGAGUCGUGGUUCUCGCACAACAAGACACUCAAGACAACCACAUCUGUCGGGGCGAGCGUGUCAUUUACUCCGCCAGAGAUAUAUUCAUCUAUAAUCGUCUAUGGAACAGCUCCCGUCGAAAGUACAAUGGUAAACAUCAGCUAUAGUAGCGGGUCACCAGACGACCCAUCGCCGAUAAGCUUUCUCUGGAAUGCCAACCUCAAUUACGGUGGUUUGAACAGAAGUAUCGUUCGCGCUCAAGUCUGGACAGGCCGGGGAGAUACCCCUGCCAUUCGGGUUUUGAACAUUACUUUGGCACAAGGAACCUUUGCCAUCGACUUUAUCGGGCAUGUCACGCUCCAGGCAAGCGAUGUCCAAUACCCGUCCUCGGCCCCAUCUUCACCCCCGAACAAGGGCAUGGCACCCGGAAUCGUGAUACUGACCUCCUUGUUAUCUCUCUGUCUGGCGCUAGUCCUUUCAUUUGUAGGGUAUCGCAUCUGGAAAAGGCACAAGCUCAAGGUCAAUGAUGAAGCCGCUAGCAAGCUUGUUUCUGUGUCAAAUGACGAUGAGAUCGUACUGGACGAUGUCCCGAGGCAAGGACACUCGCAACCUCACCAAAGUCCCUUAUUGGAGGAAAGGUCAUGGCAAGCACCACCACCGGUACCUUCUCUUCAUCGACGUUCGCUCUCUCAAGUAGAGCUUCAGCCUGCAGUAGAGAUCUCUCAUACUGUGCCAUCCUUGGACCCACAUGGUUCGAUACAGGACACGGUGCAAGAACAUGCGUCCAGCUCCCAAGUCAACGAACUUCCUCCGGCAUGGAGUCCACCACCCCCUUCAUAUCAGACCGUCUCAGCAAUGGUGACGGAUCACCGUGCUGCGAGGGGGAUGAUGCCAUUGUCCCAAGAUCUUCUCGAGCGACUUUUCGAACGCGUCGCCGAGCUGAGGAGAGGAGAGAAUGUUCGUCACGACGAUUUAGACGAGGAUCUCGAAGCUCUAGCUCAGCGGAUAGCAGGGAUUGAGACUGCGCCUCGAAUAAUUAAACGAUAA